AUGAAGAUCUCGAGCUUGCAGAGCGCGAGCAGCGGCGGCACCAGCGCCGCCAGCGGCUCGAGCACGGGCUUCGGCUCCGGCUCCGGCGCCUCCCGCUCCUUCAACCUCCGGAACCUGUCCAAGCUCAUGCUGCCGCCCCUAGGCUCCAGCCUCACCCAGUCCACUUCCGACUCCGAUAAGAGGGUCGUCUCGCCCCUCGACUCCAGAUACAGGUGCUGGGAGACGUUCAUGGUGAUCCUGGUGGCCUACUCGGCGUGGGUGUACCCGUUCGAGGUGGCCUUCAUGGAGGCCAGGCCCAAGGGGGGCCUGGAGGUGGCCGACAUGGUCGUCGACAUCUUCUUCGCCGUGGACAUCGUCCUCACCUUCUUCGUCGCCUACAUCGACUCCAGGACGCAGCUCCUCGUCCGCGACAGGAGGAGGAUAACCUUCAGGUAUCUGUCGACGUUCUUCAUCAUGGACGUGGCGUCGACGAUCCCGUACCAGGGCAUAGCCUACCUCGUCAACGGCGAGGUGAGGGAAGGCAUGGUGUACAGCCUGCUCGGCCUGCUCCGACUCUGGCGUCUCAGGAAGGUGAAGCAGUUCUUCACAAGGCUGGAGAAGGACAUCAGGUUCAGCUACUUCUGGGUGCGCUGCGCGCGGCUCAUCGCGGUGACGCUGUUCCUGGUGCACUGCGCCGGGUGCCUCUACUACCUGCUGGCGGACCGGUACCCGGACCGGGACAAGACGUGGAUCGGCGCCGUGAUCCCCAACUUCCGGCAGGAGAGCCUGUGGAUCCGCUACAUCUCCUCCAUCUACUGGUCCAUCACCACCAUGACCACCGUCGGCUACGGCGACCUGCACGCCCAGAACAACCUCGAGAUGAUCUUCAACAUCUUCUACAUGCUCUUCAACCUCGGCCUCACCGCCUACCUCAUCGGCAACAUGACCAACCUCGUCGUCGAGGGCACCCGCCGCACCAUGGAGUUCCGGAACAGCAUUCGCGCGGCGUCCAACUUCGUGUGCCGGAACCACCUGCCGCCGCGGCUGCAGCAGCAGAUCCUGGCCUACAUGUGCCUCAAGUUCAGGGCGGAGAGCCUGAACCAGCAGCAGCUCAUGGACCAGCUGCCCAAGUCCAUCUGCAAGAGCAUCUGCGAGCACCUCUUCCUCCCCGUGGUCAAGGAGGUGUACCUCUUCAGGGGCAUCUCCAGGGAGGCGCAGCUGCUGCUGGUCACCAAGACCAAGCCGGAGUACAUACCGCCCAAGGAGGACGUGAUCGUGCAGAACGAGGCGGCGGACGACGUGUACAUCGUCGUGUCCGGCGAGGUGGAGAUCAUAUACUUCAACGGCGAGCGGGAGGAGGUGAUGGGAAAGCUGGGCACCAUGGACAUCUUCGGCGAGGUGAGCGCGCUGAGCGACCGCCCGCAGACCUUCACGUUCCGGACCAGGACGCUCAGCCAGCUGCUGCGGCUCAAGCAGGCCACGCUCAGGGAGGUCAUGCAGAGCAAGCCCGACGACAGCGCCCUCAUCGUCAGGAACUUCCUCAAGCAUCAGAUUGAGGUGCAUGACAUGAAGGAGCUGCUGGGCGAGAGCACCGGAGCGGGCGGCAGCGGCAACAUCGUCCCGUGCAAUCUGCUGACGGUCGCCGCCACGGGGAACGCUGGCUUCCUUGAGGACCUCCUCAAGGUCGGGAUGGACCCCGACGUCGGUGACUCCAAGGGAAGAACCGCGCUGCACAUCGCGGCGUCAAAGGGGUACGAGGGCUGCGUGCAGGCUCUGCUCAUGCACGGGUGCAACAUCAACAUCAAAGACGCGCAGGGCACCACGGCGCUGUGGCACGCCAUCGCGGCGAGGCACCAUAAGGUGUUCAGCAACCUGUACCACGUCGCGCGCGUCUCGAACCCGCGCGCCGGCGGCGACCUCCUCUGCCUCGCCGCGCGGCGCGGCGACGUCGACACGCUCCGCGAGCUCCUCAAGCGCGGCCUGGACCUCGACUCCGAGGACCACGACGGCGCCACGGCGCUGCGCGUCGCGCUGUCCGAGGGCCAGGCGGACGUGGCCAGGUUCCUCGUCAUGAACGGGGCCAGCGUGGACAAGGCCAGCCUUGACGAUGACGACGGCUCCGCCCCGCGGCAGACCACGGUGUCGGCGGGCGAGCUGCGGGAGCUCGUGAAGAUGCGGGAGGUCGGCCACCCGAUCACCAUCUACGACUCGCCGGCGAGCACCGUCACGGCCGCCAGCUCGUCGUCCGGGGAGCUUCGUCAGGGGAGGUUCCCAAUCCCAGUCAGCACGAGACCGGACAGCACGCACUGGCCUCGGGUGAGCAUCUACAAGGGCCAUCCGUUCGUGAGAAACCACAGCUCCGAAUCCGGCAAGCUCAUCAAUCUUCCCGCCACGAUGGAGGGGUUCAAAACCAUCAUCGGAGAGAAGCUGAAAGUCGACGCGGAGAAGGCACUGAUUCUGAACGGCGAAGGGGCGGAGAUCGACUCGUUGGACGUGAUCCGGGACAACGACAAGCUGUUCAUAGUCACCGAAGAGCACAUGAGGAUGUUGGCGUCAAUGGAUUCCUCUGUUGCUUUAUCGCACACAUCGUCCGUAGGUUCAGCUGUUUCAGCAGCACAUGCCAUAUAA
Molecule: messenger RNA, 2607 nt
Organism: Triticum turgidum subsp. durum (durum wheat)
Lineage: Eukaryota; Viridiplantae; Streptophyta; Magnoliopsida; Poales; Poaceae
Source: the annotation of a GenBank genome assembly